Messenger RNA from Xenia sp. Carnegie-2017, 2306 nucleotides. Its product is annotated as L-amino-acid oxidase-like. The record is from RefSeq and is a predicted model, not a curated record. Lineage: Eukaryota; Metazoa; Cnidaria; Anthozoa; Malacalcyonacea; Xeniidae. The transcript is spliced from 7 exons. Gene Ontology annotation, molecular function: oxidoreductase activity. Bases 111 to 809 code for a protein of 232 amino acids.
GUCAUAUAUCGUAAAAUACCGCCCAAUUCUGCAGCCAAUCAGAAUGCAGGGAAGCAUUCACCUUCCUGAUGAUUUGUAAAACAUUUCUGAGAAAGAAGUAGAGGUAUAAAAUGGCGUCACAAUAUCUUUUAAGUAAUAAAAGAUUUGGGGAAAAUGAUGAACCUAUAAAACUUCCCAGAAACAAUCCAAUUCCAAUACAGCACAAUGACUGCAUAAAAACAUUUCUGAAAUGUAUUCAAGAUGAAGGUUUGCAGAAAGCUUACAAUCGUUACGGAUACAAGCCUCAGGAAUCAAAUCUUUCAAGCUCGGUUGUCAGUACUGUACAUGAAGAUGAAACUAUGGUUGACGUCAUUGUUGUGGGUGCAGGAAUGGCAGGUCUAUCUGCAGCGUACGAGUUGAAAAAAGCUGGUCUUUCUGUGAAAAUUCGUGGGCAAACAGAGCGCUAUGGAGGAAGAGUCUAUACGUAUGGUAAAGAAAGUGGUCUUGCAUCUGGUUUAUAUGCAGAAGCAGGGGCUAUGCGAAUUCCUUGUGAUGCCGAUGGUCAAUAUGAGGGGCAACAUUAUUUGACAAAUGGUUACAUCAAGAACUUCAAUCUACCAAUAAAAAAUUUUCCAAACUACGAUGAAAAUGCCGUUUCUUGUAUCUAUGGGUUUCGCGAAAAAACUAAAAUUUGGUGUGAGAAACAUUUCAUCAAAAUUUGGCCAAAUUGGAAAGAUGGUAUAAAGGAAGAGUUAAAAGGAGAUAUAACUGAUAUUUAUAAAUAUUACCAAGAAACAACAGAUGUCGUCACUGGCCAGCUUUGCAUUUAGUGAUCGAAUUCCAAGAGCGUCGUUGAUCAAGUCUAUGCUUGGGAUCGAUGGAUUAAAAUUUGGAGUCGGUUCACGGUGGAAAGUUUUCUUGAAAGUAGUAUUAAUGUGAUUAAAGCUAAAGUGUCGGUUGAAGACCAGAAAGACUUAGAUUUAGUGAAACUUGAAAACCUUUUGCCAUGGUCUAACGAUGCCGUUCGUGGUUUUUCUGUAUUUUGCUAUGUGCCCGAAAUUGAAAUGUCCAUGGACCACUUUCUUUCUUUUAAACUGGGAAAGUGGUCAUCUGGUAAGAUGCAUUGCUUGAAAGGUGGUAUGCAUAAUUUGCCCAAAGCGUUUUUAAAAAAUGAAAUAUUAAGUAAAGAUGACAUAGAAUACAAGAAGCAAGUAUAUGAAAUAAAUUACGGAUAUCAAGAAAAAUAUCCACUGAAAGAUGUCGUAGAGGUGUCAUGUUAUUCUGUCAAUGAUGCACCAUGUGUGUAUAAGGCAAAGCGACAUCACUGAAUCGAAUAUAUCAAUCCUACAUUGUUCUUGAACCAAUGGCUAACAAUUGUAAAAUGUUUCAGGAAAACUUUGAACUAUGAAUAGAAAAUACUAUCCUCUUACAUAAACUAGAGUGUGUGCUCUUCUUGUUCAAGAAAUGAAUAAUCGCAAUUGUACAUGUGUUUUGUUGUUGUGUCGGCAGUAAUUAUUACCACGCCAAUAAACAUUUUGCGUCAAAUAAUAUUCAAAUCAAAGCUUGAUGACAUCAAAUCCCAGUUGGCGAUAAAAAAAAGCGAGCGUCCAGGCAAUGGGAAAUGUUUUUAAUCAGCAUUCAACAAAAAUCUUUCUUCAAACCAAAGAAAGAUUCUGGGAAAAUGAAGGAAUUAAAGGUGGAUUUUCAAAGACAAACCUUCCCAUAGGCCAGAUUCAUUACGUCACCCCGGAGGACUGCAAAACGAAAGAGGGCUUUUAAUGAUUUACACGUGGACGAAGGAGGCUCUGCUUUUUGGGUCGAUGAAAGAAAAAGUGGUAAAACGGAAAGUAGUUGAACAACUCGAAGAAAUUCAUCCAACCUUCAAAGAAGAUAUGGUGACAACCUUUAUUGUUCAUGCUUGGAAUAAUCUGCCAUCUUAUGAAGGAUCGUAUGGAGAAGUGAAAACAUCUCAUUACGAAAGUACAAGGCAUUUAUGGGAGCCGAUGGGUAACGUUCAUUUCGCUGGUGAAAGAAUUUCUUUUAUCCGUAUGUGGAUACAAGGUGCUUUAGAAAGUGGUUUAAAAGCUGCAUUUCAAGUUUAUGAACGACAUACGGAAAGAACCUGGAACCAUACGUUGUGAGCUUUUUCUGUAAUUGAGGUUAAAGUUUGUGUCCACUAUUUAUGAAAACCUUUAUAAUCUACCUUAUAGUUUCAUGUAUUUGGCCGUUGACGUACUGAUUUAUAACAUUUUUAACACACUUUUCUUUUUCUGUGUUCGCAUUUCAAGUAAUUUGUCUUUUCAAAAUUAAAUCAAAUUUUAAAAAGA